Messenger RNA from Didymosphaeria variabile, 1521 nucleotides. RefSeq lists its product as uncharacterized. The record is from RefSeq and is a predicted model, not a curated record. Bases 1 to 1521 code for a protein of 506 amino acids. Lineage: Eukaryota; Fungi; Ascomycota; Dothideomycetes; Pleosporales; Didymosphaeriaceae. The transcript is spliced from 4 exons.
AUGAUAAUAGGAAAAGAAUAUGAGGCUUCGAGGAAUGUUCUGUUAGGCCAAGAUUCUGAACAAGUGGGUACUUUCGUGCAUGCGCCUUUGGAGCAUGGCCAGGGCUACACUGGUAUUCACCUGCUUCAGAUCUGCAACGAUUCUACCGAAGAUGAGAUCCGCCUUACGAUAUAUCAUUCGUAUGAGUGGGAAAAUGAUGACGCAAUCACUUAUACAUGCCUCUCUUACCGAUGGGGGGACGGUCGGGCGACUCGACGAAUUUUCGUGGACGGAAAAGCGAAAUACGUCCGUGAAAAUCUCUUUGACUUCCUGGCCACGUGGACUAGGAAAGGACAAGACGUGAACAAAUGGUUCUGGAUCGAUGCCCUGUGUAUCGACCAGAACAACGCAGCAGAAAGAAACCAUCAAGUUCAGGAGAUGGGUAACAUCUACGCAACGGCCAAAGAGGUGAUCAUAUGGCUUGGUAAACACGCUGCUUCUGACCAAUAUUUGUGUGCGGUGUUUUCGACCCUCAGGCAACAGGUACUAAGCAACAACGAUUCAAUAUGUCGUACCCCUGAUCAAGAUCAAGCCUUUCAUGAAGCGGGAGAAUUGCUCAGUGAUAUGAUCUGGAACGAAUAUUGGAACCGUGCUUGGAUCUUACAGGAGGUCCUUCUAGCCAGGGAGAAGACUCUAGCCAUGAAUGAUCAGACAAUUUCACUGGAGACCUUCUUUCAAAGCCUCGAUGACUACGGCAUCUCCUCUGGACAAGGAGACAAUGCGUGCUUGGAUAUGAAAGAGGUGAUGAGCAAGCCUCAAGACACUCAAGGCCUCUCCCUAAUCUGCCUCUUAUCUCAAUUUCGUAACAGACUUUGCAGUGUACCUCGAGACCGAGUGUUCUCGCUUCUCUCGAUCUGCACGGACGGUUAUCAAUUUGAGGUGGAUUACGAGAUUCCUACGGAAGAGCUUAUCCAGGAUAUGCCUGUCUGGACGGACACAAUUGACAAGCAUGGUGAGAGAAAAACCAUCAUUGCCUGCACAUAUGGAGAUGGAUUCGAGUUUCUGAGAAAGGGAUUCCUGAAGAAGGAUUUUGAAGGGGGGAUCUUAAUGCGGAAGCACGAACGCUUUAUCAGGGGGGAAAGACCAAACACACUGGCUGCAAUGUUCGAGGAAGACUUUGAAGAAGAUGUGCAGGUGCAGAUGCCUACAUUUCGAUGUUCGAAGUCGAAAGUUCCACCCUGGUUUGGACCCCCUAGACCACGCGCGGCUGCCAGUAGAGAUGGCCCACCACGACGUGAUAAGAUACUACUGAGUGAGCGGAUCGACCUCAGCGGCAGACCGGGAUUCGCAAUUUCUGGAGACUGGCUUAAGGCUAAGAACAUUGGAGGGCCGGUCCGGAAUCUCUCCGAGGACGGCAUCUUGACUGAGCUUGGUAAGGUGGAGCAGGGGCGACUGACCAAGUCGGCUGCUGCUACAGCCACUAAAGAGGAGAGGAAAGAGGGGAAAUCUGUAUUAGGUUCCGCGAAAGAGUCUUCCUCCUGA